Hevea brasiliensis (rubber tree) is the source of this 786-nucleotide messenger RNA. RefSeq names its product stress response protein nst1-like. Lineage: Eukaryota; Viridiplantae; Streptophyta; Magnoliopsida; Malpighiales; Euphorbiaceae. Gene Ontology annotation, molecular function: nucleic acid binding. The record is from RefSeq and is a predicted model, not a curated record. The coding region runs from base 1 to 786 and encodes 261 amino acids. The transcript is spliced from 3 exons.
AUGGCUAUAGUGGCCAAAGUGUUGUCGAGGAAUGGGCAUCAAGAGGGCAAAGGCUUGGGCACCUCAUUGCAAGGAAUCGUUGAACCUAUAUCGGCUAUCCAGAAAGUAGGCCGUUGUGAGAGGUUGCCUAAAGGUCCAAGUGCCACGGGCGAUUAUCUUAAGUGGAGGACCGACAGGGACCAGGAACACUUAGCUGAGGAUUCAACAAAAUUCGAAGACAGCAACUCUCAUCGGGACGUCUUAUCAGAGGAAGCUAGCAAUCAUUUGGCCGAUUCCCUACAAAAGGCAAGCAUCAAAAACUCGCAACUGCAAAAACAAAUAGAACAGUUGGAGGGCCAACAGCAUAUCCUCAAGAGAAAAUUAAGGAGGCUCAGGGAAGAGGCUAGGACCAAGAAGAUGGAGGUUGAAGAACAAGAGAUACGGUGGGAAAAAGAAAGAAGUUCCCUCCAAGCUGUCAUAAAAGAAGUAGAAGUACGGAAUAGCGAGCUUCAGGAGAAGAUGAAAUAUCAGGAUAUACUCAUAGAGGAGCAUAAACAAGAAAACAAAAAGAAGAAGCUUGAACUAAAGGAACAAGCACAGCUCAUCAACGACGUUCUGAAGGAAUGUGCCAAAGAAAGAAAGGAAAAAGAAAGAAAAAUGCGUAGAAGCAGAAGAGCUACCACUGCACCAGAACGGGAUGUGCCAGACAAGGUCUCGACACAGGAUGACGCGCCUACCCCAAGGAGGCGAGGCAGGAGACCUAGAGCUGCUCGAGUAGAAGAGCAGCCGCCAUCAGUUCAGGAAUAG